AAGGAUUAGCCACCUUAACCUUCCUGUGUUUGAGACUAUAUAUAUCAUUAAUGGUGCAUGAGCACCGAUUACAGCUUUAUCAGGGCCUAAAACAACCUGCGAGGGGGAACACAGAGUUAAAGCUACUAUGGCAGCCUUACUCUUAGCAUAGACAUCCACCAUCAACGUACGUCUCCAAGUCUCGCACAUUCUCCAGGGCUUGCUUCUCCACUGCUUACCAACGCUCUGAGCAUGUCCAAAACGUGUCCAAGACCUUCCACGUGGUGAGCAAAUGCGCCGCUUGAUAGUAUAUAUAUAAUCCAGAUAGAGAAGACACAACGGUGGUGUCGCCGGCCGGUGGGAUAAAGCUAGAGAGCCAUUAACAUAGCCAGAGAAAGAUGGCGGCAAUACGUUUAGCAAAAUCUCCUGGUUAUGUCCAAACAACUAGCAGACUCUGGAUGGCUCGCUUCAGUAACACGGCUAAAGGUACUAAUGCGGUAGCCGAAGGGAGAAAUGUGACAUCAGUGCUGCCUGAACCUAUAGGCCGAGAAACCAAGAAUAAUGCAAGAACUAAUGAAGCCAAAGGCCAAGCUCAAAAUAUCAACGACGAUGAUCAGAGUGGCGCGACAGGUUUUGCACCUGACACAGCGAGACAAGGUGCUAUAAAAGCAAUGUACGCGGCGGAGGCUGACGAUGUUAUGCAGGAAAUGGAUAGUGCUUAUGAUGUUACAACAGAGACUACCCAAGAUGUCAAAGACACAAUCGUUGCGGAGGCUGAUAACAAUGUGGUUGAAACCACUGAGUAUCGAAGUAUUCAAGAUGCCGCGAAGCGCGAUGAACUAGAUUGAAGGGUUUGUUUGGGUUGCUAGUCAUUGAAACGUUGAAUUGGCGAUGAUGUUGAAUUUAGUGUCUCAUGGAUAUGUUAAAAAAAAAUUGGGUAAA
This is a messenger RNA of Alnus glutinosa, 921 nucleotides long. RefSeq lists its product as uncharacterized. The coding region runs from base 378 to 827 and encodes 149 amino acids. The transcript is spliced from 3 exons. The record is from RefSeq and is a predicted model, not a curated record. Lineage: Eukaryota; Viridiplantae; Streptophyta; Magnoliopsida; Fagales; Betulaceae.